Molecule: messenger RNA, 867 nt
Organism: Nelumbo nucifera (sacred lotus)
Lineage: Eukaryota; Viridiplantae; Streptophyta; Magnoliopsida; Proteales; Nelumbonaceae
Product: putative mediator of RNA polymerase II transcription subunit 26a
Cellular component (GO): nucleus
Source: RefSeq, a predicted model, not a curated record
AUGGCUGCGUCGGAAGCUAGCUUGGUCGAUUUCUGGAGGAAGUUCUUUCAGGGUGCACACAGAGAUAUUUUCACUGUUAUCGAGAAGGCAAUCACGGUUGCCUCUUUGGAUCGUCCAGAUGAGUUCAAGAGAAACAAGUUAAGAAUCAUAGAGGCACUCUUCUCGUAUGGAAUGAAGAAUGGCAGCAGCGGUAGGUGCAUCGGGUCUGAUAGCAUGCAGUCUGAAGUGGUAGCAGAGCGAGAUUGUAAUGAAAAGAAGAUCAUAGAAAGCAACGUAAGUUGUAGUACCAACAAUGGCAGCAACGAUCAAACAGAAGAAGUGGUUAAACCGAAGAAGAUCGAAGGAGAUGACAAGACAGAUGAGAUUGCAGAAGUUUUGAGGAUCAAAGUGGCUGUUAAUUACAAUGGUCACCCGGAUGAGAAGUCACUGUUGGAGACGCUAGGAAGACUUCAAGGAAUGGAGUUAUCUUUCCAGACUCUCAAGGCAACGGAGAUUGGAACGGCUGUGAAUGAAAUCAGGAAGCAGACCAAAUCCAAGAAAGUACGUAAAGUGGCACGGGCUAUCAUCGAAAGGUGGAGAGCAACAGUUGAUCAAUGGCUGGAGAAAGAGAACAAAGCUUUAUCGUCAGUUUCUACCCAGGCUACUAUGUCUUCAAUUGAAUUUGAGGCUACUCAAAGCGAUGAACGUACAAAGAUGCAGCAGGGACCGACGAUUACUACUUACACUGUCUGUGAGAAAAGUGAAACCACCAAGAGAAACCUUCAGGAUGCAUACCAACGAUCUGAGAAUGCCAAGAAGCAGCGCUGCAUAAAGUUUUUGGAGUUGCAGAAACUUCCCAAGAAGCCCCUGCCUCGUGGGGCCAUAUAG